This is a messenger RNA of Symbiodinium natans, 1212 nucleotides long. The record is from the annotation of a GenBank genome assembly. Lineage: Eukaryota; Dinophyceae; Suessiales; Symbiodiniaceae.
AUGGAAGCGACUCCAUUUGCCAAGCUCUCCAGUGCUGCUUGGCUUGUUGCCAGCAGGGUUCCAUCGCCAGUCCAACGGCCACCGGUUACAACCGAACCGGUUGCGGUCACAGCCACAGCCGAGGGAGGCCAGCACUCUGGACAAAAGCGCCAGGCGCAGCCAGACUCCUGGUCCUUCGUUGGACUCUCCGGACGAUUGGAGGACAUAUGUCGGGACCUCCGCCGCAGUGUUGAGCAUGAGUUCAUGCUGUCAGAGCGGCAGCUGCAGGCCCAGUUCCAGGCCGACCUCGAAGCGCAGCGGCUGAGGGCAGAGGCCUUCGCCUGCCAGCAGCAGGCCAAGAUCGAGGCGCUGGAGGUCGAGCUCAAGACAACCACAAAGAAGCUGGAGUCCAAGCAGAAGCAGGUCAAAGAAUCCUUCGCGCUGUCAACGCGGGUUCGCCAAAACUUCUUGGCACGGCUGGCCUUUGAGCGGGCCUUCCGAUCCUGGCAGGCGCAUGCUGCACAGGCCAAAGAGGAGCAACUGCAGAACAAGCUGGCGAGCCAUCAGCAGGGCCUUCGCUUGGUUUCGGCCCUCUUUUCCUCCUGGCGACAAGAUGCACAGAGCGGCAUCCGUGAGAGGCUUAUUGCCCAUGAGCGUGCUGCCGCGGCUGCUGUGCGAGCCAAGCUUUUCGAGCAGAUGGAGACUGAGCGUGCGCAACUCGUCGCACAGGUGGAGGAUUUGAAGCGGCAGGUCUCGGAGGAAGGGAAGCAGAGAGCCCUCCUCCAGGACAACUUGAAGCGCGUGUUCAUGCGAGGUGUCUGUGCUUUGAACUUCGAGGCCAUGUCCCUACUCUCAGAUCCAGGUGCUGCUGCUGGUGGUGGUGCUCUUUCAGGAACAACUGGCGCAGCCGCUUUGGAAGGAGUCCUCGCUUCGGAGCCAGCAAACACUGAGCCUGUGGCACUUCCUCCGGGUAUGCAAGUUAGUUCUUCUGGACCUGUGGCACCAGCAACGCCUGGCCAGGACUGCCAGGGGCAAGCGCAAACCAGGACAUCCGAAGGCGCAGCAGACGACGAGGCGCUGCAGCCAAAGGUCAGCCCAAUACCAACACCCUCGCCUUUGCCCUUCGUCUCCUACACUGGGCCAUCCGCAUCGGCAGACAGGGCGAGAAGGCCAAUGGUGCCUAAGAACCGCUUCCCAACUGUACGUCGAGAAGAGCUGGCAGCACGUGGUUAA